Messenger RNA from Drosophila subobscura, 1379 nucleotides. RefSeq lists its product as uncharacterized. Bases 392 to 835 code for a protein of 147 amino acids. The transcript is spliced from 4 exons. Gene Ontology annotation, biological process: positive regulation of voltage-gated potassium channel activity; sleep; regulation of synaptic transmission, cholinergic. The record is from RefSeq and is a predicted model, not a curated record. NCBI's taxonomy places the organism in Eukaryota, Metazoa, Arthropoda, Insecta, Diptera, Drosophilidae.
GUCGUGUGGAGCUGCCUGCUGCCGGAUUCGCCCCAGUCGUUUGUCAACCGUUUGUCAGCGUUUGCCGUGUGCGCCGUGAGCGCUUGUUUUUUGCACAAGUCAGCAAGGAAAAAGAAUAUAAUACAAUCGUUUUGUGUGUAGAGAUAACCAUCAGAAGCCGUGAAUUGAGUCGAAUCUGAAGCUCAAUUGAACCAACAAAAAACAAGCAAAGCGAAACGCAAAAGAAAAGAACGAACGAAUCAAUUUUGCUAAAUUACUUUGUGCUCACAACUAAAUAGUCGAGUUCCGAGUCGAGUCGAGUCGCGUCACGUCUUGGGUGUGUUUCAAUUGGAAGAGCAUCAUCAUCAUUGUAGAAUUGAUAACAAUUAAAUACAACAAAAAUCAAAUAAAAAUGCAGUACAUCUAUGUGAUUAGUGCGCUGAUUCUGGCCAUUGCCGUGCAGCAAGGCUAUGCCAUCAAAUGCUUUGUCUGCAAUAGCCACAAAGAUGCCAACUGUGCACUGGACAUACCACCAGAGAAUUUGCUUAAGGACUGCGAUGAGCAGUACUCAUCUCGUGGCAAGGGAAUACCCACCUAUUGCCGCAAGAUCACACAGAUCAUUGAGUUCUCUGUGAACAGCCUGCCCCCAGAUAGCCGCGUGAUACGCACAUGCGGGUAUCAGAACCAGACCUCGACCAACUAUUGCUAUUCGCGUGCCGGCUUUGGUGGACGCCAGGUGGUCUGCUCCUGUGAUACGGACAAUUGCAAUGGCGCCGCCACGAUGAGUGCCUCCACAGUGGGUGUGGUGGCCAUGGUGGGUCUCCUGCUGGGCGGCUACCAGUGGCUGCAGCGUUAGGACGAAUGGCCGUGAAGGAGACGAGACGCAAGGAGCCGCCUCAGUUGUUUUUUUGGUUUGUUUUUCCGUUGAAUCAUCAUCCAGCCCAACGUUUUUUUGUUUUCCUAUUGUUGCUGACUCUUCUAAACUUCUGUGAAACCCGUUGCCACGCUUUACACCCUCAACCUCCCAUCAAGAUGGUCCACACGUAGAGCUGCCACAGAGCUUGCUCUGUCCCAGCAUGAUUUUUGUAACAUUUUUUAAAUGGAGAACCGUAAAAAGCUUUAUACGAAACAUUUAAUAAACGAGAAUUGCUUAAGUUGUAAAUGUAUAUAAAAAACAAAAAGAGAUCAUGUUACAUUUGGCCAAUAUAAUCGUUCAAAUCUAUUUUACACAGAACACAGAUACUCGUACGGAGUAUGAGUACGAGGAUGAGGAUGAAUUUUGAAACUAAAGUACGAGUAUAAUAAAUAAUAACGAUAACAAAACUAAAACCUACCGCAGUCAAAAAGUAUUUAAUGAAAUCCAAUUAAACCAAACGAAAUAAAAGUCAAAGGAGGCCCCC